GUAUCUAGGGAGGAGGAGGAGGAGGAGUGGGAGGAAACUUGUGAAGAAAAGCAAGCCUGGCGAGGCUUGACUGACGGGGAUGCCGGCAGGACUACCCAGGUCUCCUCUGCCGCAAAGGCUGCUCCCGCUGCAAUGAAUGAGGAGGGAGGAGGAGGAGGAAGACGAAGAGGAGGCUGCUACUGCUGCUGCCGCUCCGGUGAAGCACAAAUCCACCGCAUCUCCUCCUCCUCCUCCAGCAGCAGCAGCAACCGGGAAAGCGGCUUACAUCACAAUCCGGGCUUGAGCUGCUGCUGCUGCUGCGGGGAUUGCGGCGGCCUUCCUUUCUCCCCGCGGCCGAGGAGGAGGAGGAGGAGGAGGGCGAGGAUGUCCUCCUCGGCGGGUGAGGAGCUCCUCCAGGCGGACGACCCUCGCCCAGGGCCCCGGGGCCGCUCGCCUUCCGCCUUGCUUCGCCGCAAAGGAGGAGGAGGAGGCGGCGGAGGCGGAGGAGGGAGGAAGGCGCCGCUGCUCCGCUGGGACGAGGUGCCGGACGACUUCGUGGAGUGCUUCAUCCUGUCGGGCUACCGGCGGCUCCACCUGACGGCGCAGGAGUGCCUGGCCUCGGUGGUGCAGCCCACCAACGAGACGCUCAACUUCUGGACCCACUUCAUCCCCCUGCUGCUCUUCGCGGGGAAGUUCGGGCGGCUGCUGCUGCUCCGCGGGGCGGGCGGGGGUCUCCCCUCGGACCACCCGGCCCUGCGCCCGCUCUGGUGCUACGCCUCCGGGGUGCUGCUCACCUUCGCCAUGAGCUGCACGGCCCACGUCUUCAGCUGCCUCUCGCUGCGCCUGCGCGCCGCCUUCUUCUACCUGGACUACGCCUCCAUCAGCUACUAUGGCUUCGCCAGCACUGUGGCUUACUACUACUACUUACUGCCAGGGCUGAGCUUGCUAGAGCCACGGACGCUGGGACGGGCCUUGCAGCAACACCUAGGCUGGCAGGUGGACUGUCGGGGCGCCAUCGCGGCCUACCGCGCCCUAGUCCUGCCUGUGGCCCUGGCCCUAGCCGUGGCCUGCACCGUGGCGUGCUGCAAGAGCCGGGCCGAGUGCUGCGCCUACCCCUUCGCCGUCCGCACCUUCGUCUUCGUCAUGCCGCUCAGCAUGGCCUGCCCCAUCAUGCUGGAGAGCCUCUUCUUUGACCUGCGGGACCGGGACCCUACCCUCUUCGUCCACUUCUACCGCCGCUACUUCUGGCUGGUGGUGGCCGCCUUCUUCAACGUCAGCAAGAUCCCCGAGCGCAUCCAGCCGGGCCGCUUCGACAUCGUGGGACAUAGCCAUCAGCUCUUCCACAUCUUCACCUUCCUCAGCAUCUACGACCAGAUGUUCUACGUGGAGGAAGGGCUUCAGAACUUCCUCCGCAAGCCACCGGAGGCCUUGCCCACCUUGGCCGGCACCUUGGGCUACAUGCUGGUCUUGAUGCUCUGCCUGGCCCUGGUCGUCCGGCGCUUCCUCAACGUCCCGGGCGCCUGCAAAGAGGAUUGAGGCAGCCUUCUGCCCUCCAUUGAGGGGACACGGUCCAGGUUCUUAAAUAAAACAUGGGUAGUUUGUUCUAAAACCUUGGCCUCCGCUGCAGAACUCCCUCCACACGGUUGGUUCUUCCAAUGAGGGAAGGAAGGUGAGCUCUGGAGUUGUCCCAUUGAGCGCCAAACUCCUUGUCGGAAGCUUGUGUUUUGCUUGAAACAAAGGUCGGGCUUUCAGAAAAGGCAGUCAAGCCAUUGUACUGUAUACAAUCCAUUCUGUUUAUUGCUUCCCAAUCGAGAGCGCCCAACUCCAUGUAGGAAACUUGCGUUUUGCUUGAAACAAAGGUCUGGUUUUCAGAAAAGGCGGUCAAGCUGUUGUACUGUACACAAUCCAUUCUAUUUAUUGCUGCUUCUCAAUCGAGCGCCGAACUCCGUGUCGGAAAAGUGUGUUUCGCUCGAAACAAAAGGUCGGGUUUUCAGAAAAGGCGGCCGAGCCGUUUGUACUGUAUACAAUCCAUUCUAUUUAUUGCUGCUUAGGAUACAAAAAUAAGCCAUUUAGAACUAUUGCUUGAAAUCUCCUCCAAAUUGAUCCUCUGUGCAUUAUUUGAUAGUAAGCCUCGUGGACUUAUGCCCGGCUUACGUCCAGCUAAUGUACUUAGGAUCAGGGUUUCAGGGGAACAAUAUGCAUGGACCACGUGAAUGCUAGCUACUGAUGUCAGACUGUCAGCUCUAGGAGAUGUCGUUUCAAUUAGCAAUAUACAGUAGACCUGCACUGAUGAACAAUUGCAGUUUGGAAUCAAAUCCCGUAUGUAUUUCCUUGGCCUGUUAUGCGCUCAAGAAUGUGUCUUCUGCUAAAGCACUUGGAAGUCCUAUGCACUGGAACUAGACUUUUGACACAAGAUCACUUUUGUGCAUUUGUAGUGAUGUUGGCCAGAAGGCAAAUGUAACUCUGAAUGUGUUGUCGAAGGCUGUCAUGGCCAGAAUCACAGGGUUGCUGUGAGUUUUCCGGGCUGUAUGGCCAUGUUCCAGAAGCAUUCUCUCCUGACAUUUCACCCACAUCUAUGGCAGGCAUCCUCAGAGUUUGUGAGGUCUGUUGGAAACUAGGCAAGUGGGGUUUAUAUAUCUCUGGAAUGUCCAGGUUGGGAACAAUGGAACAUAACCAAAUAGCCCGGAAAACUCACAGCAACCCAAUAACUGUGAAUUAUAGUAAAUCCAGGUUAUAAUUUGAUCAAAAGCUGCUGGUCAAGCAACAAAACAGAGCUUGUAUAAGUGAUGUGGCUGCAGACAGACUGAAAGAGAGAAACCCUGCAUCUUACAGGACAUUUUGUACUGUGAAUUGGACACCCGGUUGUAAUUACAUAAUUAGUGAAAGGUCAGUAUUUGAAUAGGUGACAGCACGUAGGUUCAAAAAAUGACUGCAGUGGGGCUGCUGUUUAGAACGAAUGCAAAAGCCUGUUUGUCAACAUAGCUCUGCAUUGGCUGGGGGUGAAAUGGAUGGAGGCCCUGCAAUGAAAGGGCUAGCAAAAGCCAUCCCUAAUAGGAGAGAAAUGCUAUGCUGACUCCUGUAUGAAGCUUUCUUUACAUAGCAUACCAAAGUGUGCACUGUUACCCCAGCGUAAUGGCUUUUGAUCUGGCAUUUGGCACCAACAAGAUUCAAACCAGAAUUGUGGACACACAGGGUUUUUAAGAAAGUCCUGCCAAGUACAGGACCUAAUCACCAGCAAUGUCAAUUGAUUUGCACUGUCCUUUAUUCUGGAAUAACAGCCACUGAGUUUUCAUGCCCUUCUGAUUUGUUUACACAAGGAGAGGGAAUAAGUCAGAGUUUUCCUGAGGGGGAAUUUUCCAAACAAACCUUGGCAAAUUCUUACCCCAACUGGUGAGAGUGGCAGUGUUCUUUGGCCUUGGCGGUUUUAUGGAGAAGUGUAGUAGCCUAUGGACAAUUCAGGGUCCUUGAUAAACCCGUGUAAAGCACUGGAAUUCUUGCUCAUGUUCACCGUGACAAUAUCUCAGGGCUAUAAUGUUGGUUCAGCUGCUUCUGAAUUCUGAUUGUAUUUAGAAAUCAAUAGUAAACAAAACAAGACUCGUAGUAGUAUAGAAAUGAAAUUCAAAGAUAUCCUGUGUUGAGAAAGUUGUGGAUGCAGAUAUCACACUUUUUAUUUCAAGGAGAAAAGUUGCUUUUAAAAGCCUAACAGAUUGUAAUCAUUGUGGCAUAAGCUCUUAUGGUCAAGGUGUAUGAAGUAUUACCCUCAUUUGGUGGAUGGGUGCAUACAAUAUUUAUCAUUGUCUUUGGGUAGAGCUGGAAUAGAGAGUGCAUACUUCUGCAAGGCUCGGGGAUAUACAAGAUUAGUAUAGGGCCCUUCCACACAGCUCUAUAUUCCAGAAUGUUAAGGCAGAAAAUCCCACAAUAUCUGCUUUGAACUGGGUUAUCCGACUGAGUCCACACUCAGAUAAUGUGAGAUUUUCUGCUUUGAUAUUCUGGGGCUGUGUGGAAGGGCCCGUAUAGACCAAUCUCUGGGAACAACCCAAAAGAUGUUGCAGAAGAUGAAGAACAAGUUGAUCCACUCACCUCUCCCAUUCCUCUAACAAAAGUCAACCCAAUACUUGUGAUGGGGCAGCAUUUUCCACCUCAUCUUAGGGUAGGAGGCUAGUAGGACAGCCACAUGGGACACAGAGCUCUGUCCUUCAGCAGGACUGAAUGAUCAAAGGUAGCAGCUGCUGCUGCUCACUCCAUGCCAUUUAUCAUCCGCUGCCAGUGGCAACUGCCUCACUCCACUGAAUGGAAUGGCCAGCCCUGACAUUCUUAGUACAGUGUUUCAAGAUAAUGUACUCUUUCUAGCUUUGCUUAUUCAAACUGAAAGCUGAGUGGGAGAGAGACAUUGGGUCUAGUUGGGAUCUAAAUGAAUAUGGAAUCAAGCUUCUACAGUCUUAUUACACUGCGUGACAUGAUUUUUGUUCCUGGGCUGUAAAUGUCAUUUCCCAACUGAUUCUAUUAUACAAACAUGGGAAAAAUUAUUAAAUUGCAAAAACGUUGUUUUUGCAGGAUACCCUGCAGCACAUUUUGCUAUAGUUUUUCAAUGAAUAUCUCAUAGAAUCUCCACCAAUCCAACAUCCUUUGUGGCAGCCACAAAAUUAAGUUUCUAGAGUAUAACAACUACUUUUGAAAGUACAUACCACACAAUUAAACAGGAAAUAACACUUUCAAACCAGGAACUGGGGGGGGGGGGGAAUCACAUUUUGUUACAUAGUGUUACAGUGUGGCAGAUUCCUAGUGAAGGAGGGCUGGCAAAGCACACCCCUUUAGAUUUUUUCCCCCGACUGUAUCUUCUAAUUGCCUUUAGGAACCUGGUUACACAACUAGAAUUGUUGGGAGUCAUCCAACCCUGUGCCUGAGUCUCAUGUUCAAGUCAGAAGUAAUAUAGUGGGUUUCAAGGUCAGCAGGACGCUUUGAGAGAUUUAGGCCAUUAAAAGAAUAAACAGAAAUCUUCUUCUGGGGCUCUUUUGCACCAGAUAGUUAUAGCAUCCCAAUUCCUCUUGAAGUGUCUUGGUCCCAUCUUAUGGAAACCUGAGGUUUGUAGUUUAGUGAGGCACUACAGUUCCUCACCUGAGACAGAUUAGAGAGAUGGGCCAAAACUAACGAAAUGAGGUUCAAGAGGGACAAAUGCAAGAUACUCCACUUAGGCAGAAAAAAUGGCAUGUAAGGAGACAGAUUGGGAACAACAGCAGUACACAUGAAAAAAAUCUUGGAGCCCUUGUGGACAACAAGUUAAACAUGAGCCAAGAACGUCACACAGAGACUUAAAAAACCAAUGGGUUUUUGGCCUGCAUAAAUAGGAGUACAGUGUCUAGAUCCAGGAAAGUAAUGCUACCCCUCAAUUCUGCCUUGGUCAAACCUCAUGGGUUGAAUGGCCCAUGAAGCCUCUUUAAACUCUAUGAUUGUAUAAUUCCAAGUUCCUCUCCCAAAGUGUAAAUCCCAGGAUUCCAUAGGAUGGAACCAUGGCAGUUAAAAUGUAAUCAUAGCACUAUAGUUGUACAGUGUGAAAGGGCCUCUGGUAUCAAAACACACUUCUGUAAAAAAUAAGUUCUUAAGUGCUUUGCUUUGGUCAGCAGCAAUGGUGGCUAGAUGAUUCUGAGAUUUGUAGUUUAAAAAAAAUCCUGCAGGACUCAAAAGAACUGUUGAUAACAAGGUGUCUUGGAGGUCACACAUUCAUAAGGUUGCCAUAUGGUUGAAGCUGAGCUGAUAGCAAUUAGCAACAAAACCACACGAAGUAUGCAUGAUUUUGGGGGUAGGGAGUCCUUAGGGCAGCCCUUCCAAGCUCAUGGGCUUACAAACACUUGAACAGGGGCAUUCUUAGGUGGUGUAAUUGUGUUGUCUGAGCUGAUAAAGCAGCAGAGGCUGUAGCAAAAUUAUUGAGAGCUUGCACCUAGUUAUAGAUGCCUUUUUUGUUACGGGUACAUUAACUAUAUUAGAGAACAGCCUUUCUGCUCAAGACCAAUGAGAGAAAAACAUCCUUGUCCAAAACAGCAUCCAUCAUCACAAAAGCUUUGGGCAGAGGCCUGCCUUUUCCUGCCAACAAAACCAUUAGUCAUCUACCUAACAGAUUUUGGGAAAGUUUGGAAUUUUGUUUUCACUACAGGCUACCAAAUUCUCCAGCCAACAUAGCCACUAGUUAUGCUGGCUGUCAGAUUAUGGGAAGUUUAGUCCAAAAUACAUCUUCAAGCUCCAACAACUAGCAGGACCUGACCUAGUCUUUUCCUCCAAAAUUCUCUGUACAUUUGGCUGCAGUAUUUAGAAAGCAAUAAACACUCAUGCUUUCUAAGGGAUUCAUUUGCCACUUACCUGAAAAGUAUGCUUUUCCAUCAACAAAACAUUUAGUGGUGACUCCAUAAAGUUGCCAAACUAGCACUUAUCAGAUGUGUGAUUCUGUUAAUUGAGGAGCAAGUUGGAACUAAGAUUUUUCUCUUCUGCUCUAGGCAUUUAAUUGGCAUCCUAAAAUCUUGAAGAUUGCAUUAAGAACAAUUACAGCAGUUUGCAUGGCUAGUGUGUUCCUUUUGCAAACUUUAGAGUGAUUCACAAAAGUUUGGCAAGUCUACAUUUCUUUCAUUUCACAAUCUUGUGUCUCCAAUUCUGUGAGGAUACCAGUUUAUGAUUAUGAUGAAGAGAGUUACACUCCACCAAAACAUAUGCUACAGUAAAUCUGUAUAAAAGACUUUGCCCCUGCAACAUGUUAAUUUGUCUACCCCAAUUUAUUUAUAUACAUGACUCCAGUCCACAAUCCUGCGUCUUCAGAUUUUAAUUCUGUUUGCCUGACAGAAAAAAACACACUUGUUUGACCUGAAUAAAUAAUUUUUUAAACUGUCAAUGUGAGGAUAGCAACAUUAUCAUUUUGGGAAGUGAAACGUUUACCAAUAAUUUAGCCAAAGGAAGAAUGUAAUUCUGUAUUACUUUUACAACCUUUCUCUGUUCCUCUGGUGCCUCCUAAUUUGAUGUACUGUAGUAGUAAAUAGGCAUUAAGAGUCACUUAAUCUUUGAAUGUGGAUAGUCUGGAGGGCUUUUAAAAAAAAACCCUUGGUGACUCUAAUUACUAUUUCUUAUCAGAUGUACAAAUAGAGGCACUUUUUUCUUAUGAAGAAAGCCUGGGGUGGUUCUGGCUUUUGAAAGUUGUUCAGUGACGAACAGCUGAUUUGAUUCCUGACCAGACAUUCUGUCAGUAUUCAUCUCAUUUUUAAGUCUGUAAAGCAGACAGUAUCUUUCGGAGGCAGGAGGAAGGGGGCAGGCAAAGCCAGGACUGUAAUCCAACUAGGUAUGACAGAUAUAUUACAUAACAAUGUGGCAUCACCAGUAACAUGCAGCAAGGAAAUCAGACUGUGUAGUAAUGGAGGCAUGAUUGUCAUUGCUGGAAAUACAGGGUGUAAUUUAUUAGUGGAUUAUUAUUGAUUUGACUGAGAAAUAUCCAGUUACCUCAUUGACCAAAUUUCAUAAAUAAGCAUGAGCACACACUCCCUAAACAGUGAUAUUUAACAAUGGUUUGUUUUGCUACAACAUGGCUGUGUUGUGUUUGAGAACAUAAACCAUGAUGGUGUUAAUUCACAUGGCUUGCUGCAAACUUCGGCCCUCCAGGUGUUUUGGACUUCAACUCCCAUAAUUCCUAACAGUCCCAGGCCCUUUUCUUCCCCACCUCAGCCACUUAAGCUAAAUGUUAUGCUAAUCAAAGAAUGCUUAAGGACAUUUUUCAGCCUCUUCAGCUUCUUAGUCUAAACAGACCAGAGUUGAUUUCACUGUAUGUGAGAGUAGAGAAGUUACUAUUUUGGACCACAGUUUGCAGGAUCCCAUGGCAACCAUGACCAUUGGCCUUGUUGAAUAUAUAAUUCUGAGUUUUAGUUUUUAAAAGUUUAUUGUUGUUUUUUAUUCAUUCAGUCACUUCUGACUCUUCAUGACCUUAUGGACCAGCCCACACCAGAGCUCCCUGUCCGCCAUCACCACCCUCAGCUCCUUCAAGGUCAAGCCAGUUACUUCAAGGAUACAUCCAUCCAUGUUAUUUUUCUUCUUUGUAUUUUAUUUUGCUGUACUGUAA
Messenger RNA from Anolis sagrei ordinatus, 8065 nucleotides. It is a transcript of the gene PAQR9, whose product is annotated as progestin and adipoQ receptor family member 9. Gene Ontology annotation, cellular component: membrane. Gene Ontology annotation, molecular function: signaling receptor activity. Lineage: Eukaryota; Metazoa; Chordata; Lepidosauria; Squamata; Anolidae. The record is from RefSeq and is a predicted model, not a curated record.